GAGCAGGGCGUCUCUUGCAGCCCGCUCAAACGCCACGAAUGUGGCGCAGUUUAACCAGGCCGCGGGCGAUUUCGCCAACUGGGGGCAGUCGACUGCGCCUGGGCCUGGUGCCGUGGUCAUGGCAAACCGCGCCGGUCAGCAGGCCGAGGUCAUGGCACAGGCUUGGGGCCCGGCCGUGAACGAGGCGAGGGUCAAUCCAAACCAUUCCUGGUUUCACCUUGAGCCUUGCCUCGGUUGUGUGCGCGACGGCGAGCAGCGCGCACCCGUGGUCGACAAGGAGGCCUUCCUUGCGGCACCUCCCAUCAAGGCGGAGCUUGACUCCCACCUUCUGCUGGUCAACGGCCAAAUGGCACCUGACGGUGUGGCCGUUCUUGGCACAGCUGACAACUUCCUGCAGAAAGGCCACCACCAUGAGCAAAGCGUGAAGCAGGCACGGAAUGCGGCCAAGCCUGCGGCGACGGCGAACCCAGAGAUGCGAGUGGUCAAGCACGAGAGCGACCCAGUCUCGACCGUUCUUACGUACUACUGCACCGCGAAGACCGAGGAGACAAGGCCUUUUAUCGUGGGUGUGCCUGAGCUCCACAGAGAUCAGUCUGAGCUCGGCCUUGCAUCGAUUAAACUUUUCGGGGGCAAGGAGGGGUCCGCGCGCGCCGGCUCCAUGGCCGCCGUGGUUGGGGAGUCGUUUGCACCCUUCCCGCGCCCCGACGAGGUGCUUCGCGACGCAGGCUCGUCGAUGGAUCGCGUGAAGGAG
Messenger RNA from Prorocentrum cordatum, 751 nucleotides. The record is from the annotation of a GenBank genome assembly. Lineage: Eukaryota; Dinophyceae; Prorocentrales; Prorocentraceae.